Messenger RNA from Hippocampus zosterae (dwarf seahorse), 7437 nucleotides. RefSeq names its product zinc finger SWIM domain-containing protein 6. Gene Ontology annotation, molecular function: zinc ion binding. NCBI's taxonomy places the organism in Eukaryota, Metazoa, Chordata, Actinopteri, Syngnathiformes, Syngnathidae. The transcript has 14 exons. Gene Ontology annotation, cellular component: Cul2-RING ubiquitin ligase complex. The record is from RefSeq and is a predicted model, not a curated record. Bases 37 to 3447 code for a protein of 1136 amino acids.
AGAGGCUCGGCGAAGCAGGUCGGAAGCGGUGCGAACAUGGCCGAGCGAGUCCAGCAGCCUCCAGCCAAGCGGCUCUGCUGCCGGCCCGGCUACAACCCGGCGUGCAGGCAGGGGCAGCGGGCUGGAGGAGUCCUGUGUGGCGGCGGCGGCGGUGGUGGUUCGGGCUCCGCCGCGGGGCAGAGCGGCAAGGCGCACAACCCGGAGUCGCUGCUCGACAUCGCGGCGCGCCGAGUGGCUGAGAAGUGGCCCUUCCAACGGGUGGAGGAGCGCUUCGAGCGGAUCCCGGAACCCGUGCAGCGCCGGAUCGUAUAUUGGUCGUUCCCGCGGAGCGAGAAGGAGAUCUGCAUGUACUCGUCUUUCAACGCCGGGGCCGAGGAAAGUGGAACUAGCGGGGACAAUAACGACGAGACUCAGCUGCCUUUCCUGCGGGGUGUCACUCUCCUGGAGGGCGGCUGGGUGGACAACGUACUGCAAGUCGGUUUCCAUCUGAGCGGCACAGUAACGGACCCCGCCACGCCCUCGUCCCCAGAACUCGUAUGCAGCGUCAGCGUCAGCUUCGACCGUUGCAAGAUCACCGCGGUCACGUGCACUUGCGGCAACAAGGACAUCUUCUAUUGCGCCCACGUGGUGGCGCUCUCGCUUUAUCGGGUACGCAAGCCCGAGCAGGUCAAACUGCACCUGCCCAUCUCGGAAACCUUGUUCCAGAUGAGCCGCGACCAGCUGCAGAAAUUCGUCCAGUAUCUCAUCUCUGUCCACCACACGGAGGUGUUGCCCACCGCACAGAAAUUGGCCGACGAGAUCCUGUCACAGAACUCCGAGAUCAACCAGGUCCAUGGGGCACCGGACCCCACAGCAGGGGCCAGCGUGGACGACGAGAAUUGCUGGCAUCUGGAUGAGGAGCAGGUUCAGGAGCAAGUCAAGCUCUUCCUGUCCCAGGGUGGAUACCACGGCUCGGGCAAGCAGCUCAACCUGCUCUUCAGCAAGGUGCGAGAGAUGCUGAAGAUGCGUGACUCCAACGGAGCGAGGAUGUUAACACUGAUCACAGAGCAGUUCAUGGCCGACCCUCGGCUGGCGCUGUGGAGACAACAAGGCACCACCAUGACAGACAAGUACAGACAGCUCUGGGACGAACUGGGUGCCCUGUGGAUGUGCAUCGUACUGAACCCGCACUGCAAGGCGGAGCAAAAGUCAUCCUGGUUGCGGCAGCUGCGCAGGUGGAACAGCGUGGACGUGUGUCCGUGGGAAGACGGAAACCACGGCAACGAGCUGCCCAACCUCACCCACUCGCUCCCACAGGGUGCCCACAGCAACCAGGAGAUGCGGCCCCACAGGACUGUUUUCACGCGGGCCAUCGAGGCCUGCGACCUGCACUGGCAGGACCGCCACCUCCAGCACAUCAUUGCCAGUGACCUCUACGCCAACUACUGUUACCACGACAACCAGGAGGGCUCACUAUUUGACGCCCGCGGCUGGCCCUUGUGGCACGAACACGUCCCAACAGCCUGCGCCAGGGUGGAUGCCCUGCGGUCCCACGGUUACCCACGAGAAGCACUCCGCCUGGCCAUCGCCAUUGUGAACACGUUACGGCGGCAACAGCAGCGGCAACUCGAGCACUUCCGCCGGCAUAAAAAAGAGUUGCUCCAUAAAGGCCACACUUCAAUUACCAACAUGGAGGGCUGGGUGGGACACCCACUGGAUCCCAUCGGCACCCUCUUCAGUACGCUGACAGAGUCGGGACGGGUGGGAGAAGAGGGAUCUAAUACCUGCUUGGAUCUCUCAGACUGCUCCAGUGUGGUGACUCGUGCGGACCUCCAGCGAAUGCCCGUCCAGAGACUGCUCGGCGACGGCGAGUCGUACGUGGCGCUGGCGGUGGAGACGGCCCUGAUGGGCCUGGGCCAGCAGCGCGUCAUGCCCGACGGCUUGUACGCUCAGGAGAAGGUGUGCCGCAACGAGGAGCAGCUGCUGGCCAAGCUUCAAGAAGUAGAACUGGACGAUUCGCUGGUCAAGAUCUUCCGCAAGGAGGCCGUCUUUCUGCUCGAAGCUGGUCCGUAUUCCGGCCUUGGGGAGAUCGUCCAUCGAGAGAGCGUCCCCAUGCACACCUUCGCCCGUUAUCUCUUCACCUCCCUCCUACCUCAUGACGCUGAACUGGCGUACAAAAUUGCACUGAGAGCCAUGCGGUUGCCCGUAUUAGAGUCAACAGCAUCGUCCGGCGACCUGUCCCGGCCUCACCACAUCGUGUCGGUGGUGCCCAACCGCUAUCCGCGCUGGUUCACCCUCAGCCACAUCGAGUCUCAGCAGUGUGAGCUGGCCUCCACCAUGCUCACCGCCGCCAAAGGUGACAGUCGCAGGCUGGAGACGGUGCUGGAGUCCAUCCAGAAAAACAUCCACUCGUCGUCUCACAUCUUCAAACUGGCGCAGGACGCGUUCAAGAUCGCCACUUUGAUGGACAGCCUUCCCGACAUCACGUUGCUAAAAGUUGCUCUGGAGCUCGGACUGCAGGUGAUGAGAAUAACACUGUCCACAUUGAACUGGAGGCGGCGGGAAAUGGUGCGCUGGUUAGUCACAUGUGCCACCGAAGUUGGCGUGUACGCACUGGACAGCAUCAUGCAGAGCUGGUUCACCCUGUUCACCCCCACCGAGGCCACCAGCAUCGUGGCCACCACGGUCAUGUCCAACAGCACCAUCGUGCGCCUGCACCUGGACUGCCACCAGCAGGAGAACCUGGCCUCGUCGGCGCGCACCCUGGCCCUGCAGUGCGCCAUGAAGGACCCCCAGAACUGCGCCCUGUCGGCUCUGACGCUCUGCGAAAAGGACCACAUUGCCUUCGAGACAGCCUACCAGAUUGUACUGGAGGCCGCCGCCACGGGGAUGAGCUACACGCAGCUGUUCACCAUCGCGCGCUACAUGGAGCACCGCGGCUACCCCAUGCGCGCGUACAAGCUGGCCACGCUGGCCAUGGCGCACCUCAACCUCAGCUACAACCAGGACACGCAUCCGGCCAUCAACGACGUGCUGUGGGCCUGCGCACUCAGCCACUCGCUGGGCAAGAACGAGCUGGCCGCCGUCAUCCCCCUGGUGGUGAAGAGCGUCAAGUGCGCCACCGUGCUGUCGGACAUCUUGCGCCGCUGCACGCUGACCACGCCGGGCAUGGUGUCGGCACUGCACAGCCGGCGGAACUCGGGCAAGCUCAUGUCGCUGGACAAGGCGCCGCUAAGGCAGCUGUUGGACGCCACCAUCGGAGCCUACAUCAACACCACGCACUCGCGCCUCACGCACAUCAGCCCGCGCCACUACAGCGAGUUCAUCGAGUUCCUGGGCAAGGCGCGCGAGACCUUCAUGAUGGCGCACGACGGACACAUCCAGUUCACGCAGUUCAUAGACAACCUGAAACAGAUCUACAAGGGCAAAAAGAAACUCAUGAUGCUGGUGAGGGAGCGCUUCGGCUAAGCUCCGCUACUUUUCUACCAACUCGAGUCUGCCUUUUUUUUUUUUUUUUUUUUUUGGAACUUCCGGGGAAGAAAAAGAAAAGAAAGAGAGAGAGAGGACAUCGAAAUGAAGUGAUGAAGCGGAAAAGGAAAAACAAACUCCACAGAGCCACACGCGGUAUUAUUGUUCUUGCUGUUGUUCUCGUUACAAACAUUAUUGCUAUUAUUAUUAUUGAUAAUAAUAUUACUACUAUGUGUACAGAAGUGUUUUUUUUUUUAACGAGAGAGGAAAUUUGUCACGUUGUGAAUGUUGUGUGUCUGCGUGCGUAUGAAAGGAGAACGACGUAAUUUUGUUUUGAAACAUUGUUUUUUUUUCUCUCUGUCGAGUUCUACAGGUGCAUCUUAGUACACGAGAAUAGCCGCGAAAAUGUUCAUGUCUUUCAGGAGUUGAUUUCAAAAAGUCCAUUCCAGAAUUCACGACACAGAAUGAAAUAUUUCGUGAAAUAGAUUUUACGUAAGAAACAGUCCAGGAAUUGGCCGAGCAAGCUACCGAGGGUCCUGUAAUAUUGGUUGCCUCAAUCACUUUGAAAAUAGAUUUUUUUAAAUGUAAACAAUACAAUGAAAUGUACGUUACUAAAUAAUUGGUUCUGUAAUUACUUAAAAUUUUGAAUGGUUUAAAUUAUUAAAGUUAACAAUGUUACAUAUUAAAAUUAAUAAUUUUAAUCAUAUUAUUUUGACAUAAUUGUCCAUCCUGUUUUUCUGUUUUACCGUAUCCAGAAAAGAGAUGGCCCAAAUCUGUCCAUUAAAAACUGAAAAGGAAUUUUUUGAAUUGAACUUCUGACACAAAACGUUUCUACCAUUUUCCAGCGUGUUGAGAUGCACCCGUAUGUGGCUGAAGGCCCUCCACAGUAGCGCUCGUGUUAUUAAAAAGAACGAAUCAAAAAAUUUGCAUCCUCGGAAGACAAACUAAGGCUUUAAAAUCACACACAGAGCACCUCCUCUUUUUCCCCCGGACCCCUCCAACAGGGGGCACCAGGCAGCACUGCACAGUUAAAAAAAAAGUCGCCAUCAGCGUUUUCGCAGCGCUUGAGCAAGCAUUAGUUUUCUCUCAGCGCCAAUAUGCAUGACCGUGCGCUUAGCACACACCUGUGUAAUGUGAUGCAUGCGGCGAUCUGCAGCUGUGGCGCAUUCGACUAUAAUCCAACCUGCAUUCGAUUUUAACACUCGGUACACUUGCAUAAUCCGAUAUGAGAGCGCUAUCGAAAUUCCAGAUGGAUGAUAUCAGAGGGAUAUUUUUGCAGCUUGUCGGCUGCAUUUGACUGAGCUGUUUGGAGUAAUCUUGGGGGUCAUUCAAGUUUUUCCAGAUGAAACCUGGAAAACAAACUUGGACAUAUGUGCUUUUCAUUGGAGGCGAUAACCUUGAACGAUAUUAUGCGGGUAGUGUGCCAUGAACCUAAUGAGUGUGAAAAGCAUCAAGGAAUAAUCCGAUUGGAUGUUGAGGGCAUCUAUCUGUUUGUUGCCAUUUUCUGUCACGAAAUAGAAAGAAGGAAAACAAUAAUUCACCUGUUCAGAACAACGUGCUCGGUUCUUCUUAUUAUUCUUACGUCAGCCACAAAUUAGAAGCAUUCGUCUGUAAAUGUUUUGCUUUUCGACAAAACAUAUUACCUGCAGGGCGGCACGUCGGAUGACUGGUUAGCACGUCGACCUCACAGUGUAGAGGUGCAGGGUUCGAUUCCGGCUCCGGCCUUCCUCUGUUGUGGAGUUUGCAUGUUCUCCCCGUGCCUGGGUGGGUUUUCUCUGGGUACUCCGGUUUCCUCCCACAUUCCAAAAACAUGCUUGGCAGGUUAAUGAAACACUCCAAAUUGUCCCUACGUGUGAGUGUGAGUGUGAGUGGUUGUUUGUCUAUGUGUGCCCUGCGAUUGGCUGGCAACCAGUUCAGGGUGUCCCCCGCCUAUUGCUCAAAGAUAGCUGCGACAGGCUCCAGAACGACCCUUGUGAGGACAAAGUGCAUCGGAAAAAUGAUGGAUGUUACCUGCAAAAAAAAAAAAAAAACCCAACAACUUUAAAUACAUUAUGCCCUCUCUUGAAUGUGAGCAGCAUAGGUGUUGUCAUGAUGCUGUAAGUAUGCUGUAGUCAUGCCUGGGGGCAUCUUUUCCCGGCGCAAAGAAUCUUGACUUUGAUUGUCUUGUAGAAAACAUUCAAUGUUCCCGUUUUGAAGAGGGAUUUUGACUGAGAAACGUACAAUAAUCAUCUACCUGUUCCAAAACAAACAGCACAUUUGUUUAUUGAUAGUACCACAUAGCUGUCAAAUGAAAAGCAUGUAUCUCCGCUAUCCUCUUUUUUUUUUUUUAAAAUUCUUGAUAACCCAACAUCAGUUUAUGCAAGUUUUCUAAAUUCAUUCACACAAACAAGAAAUCAGCCAUUGUUCACCUUUCAAUCUGUUUCACAUGGGUGAAAAAAACAAACCCUUUUUGACAAGUGUUCAUGAAAAGUGAGCAUAAGGAUAUUCCUAUCGGACUGUCUCGAUGUCCUAUUGUUAUGCCCAAUGAGUAGAGCUGCGCUGAAGGGGGAGCGACUACCUCAUUGCUGCAGUGUGGAACCUGCUCCCAGCGGAAACGUGCCGUCACGAUGGAGAUUUGUGGCACAUAAUAUCACAGACAGUGUUCGUCAAUCGCUUUUAUUCCUGCCCUCCCAUUGGCUACAAGCAGGCGCGUCACUCACUCCUCAUUUCAUUUCCGCCAUUCUUUUUUUUUUAUUUCUUUUUUUUUUGCCACCCCACCCCAUUUCUUUAAUAGGCCAGUGUCAUUCAUUUCCCUGUGUGUGAGUCAUUGCAAUGAGACUUUGUACUGUUGAGAGAAAAAAAAAAUGUGUGCAAGCUCCGCUAAUUGUCCACCGGAACGUUCUCAGGGAUUUCUUCUUUUCCUCCACAAGAAAAAAAAAAGGCGGAACAAAACCAACGACUGACUACAGGAAAAUGGGGAGAAAAAAAACCCAACAACAUGAGCGAGCAUUUAUUGUACUCUGUAUAUAUGCCAUAGUAUAUGUCUGAAUAUGGAGGAUCUGAAAGUCUAUGUUAACUAAUUUAUACAGAGUAUUCUAUGUAAUGUGAAAUACUUGAAGCCGCUGUAGUUUGCUCUCUCUUUCUCUCUUCUGUCUUUGUUUUAUUUUAUUGUUUUUUGGGGCUUUUUUUUUUUGGGUGAUGGAAACAUAUCAGGAGGACAAGACUUCAUUCCUGCUGACUAAAGCAUACAGACCAGGAAGGGAGGUCAAAAGUACUCACUGGGGGCCAGUAACACAUUUUUUUGUUGCUUUAAUCCAUUUUAAAUUCAUUUCUCAUCCAGUAAAAUCGACACUGUGUCUCAUAUCACGCACACCCGUCAACCAACGUCUGUCCUUUACUCACCGUCAUUUUUGUGUCCUUUGUUUUAAGUAUGUUUGGACAAAAAAACAAACAAAAAAAAACGCAGCCUUUUCUUCUUGCCUUGUCUUAACGCUUUAACGUAACCAAACAGGAAUUCUGUCUAACAACCAAACGCGUUCAAAGGGGUGAGAGGCGAGCCACCUUGGUCCAGCUUUAGUGUCCUUAAUUAGUAAGAAAAAUGAAAACAAAAAAAAAAAGAAAAAGAAAGGAAAAAACGUGAAUGGCUGUGUUAUUAACUUUUCGUCCUGCUUUUGACGACAAAGCAGCUCCUCACGUGUGUCUGGUGGUUAAGUUAAAAAAAAAGAAGAAAGGAAAAAAAAAGUGCAUACGUUGUUGUCCGGUGUCUCGCAACAAUUUCCUCCUGACUCUUUCUAGCUGUUUUUUUUUCUUUUGGGUAGAAAGCUCUCCCCCUUUUUUUAUUUAUUAUGACGACCCAUGUAUACAUGCUUAUGAAAUUCAAAUUUGAUAUGCCGAUAUCGAUUUAUUUAUGUAACUAAAUCACUGUUUUAUAAUCUUGUUAAUGAGUCAAUAAUUGAUUUUUUCUUUUUUUUCUUUUUUUUUGUUUAAAUAAAAGUUAAUUUUUGAAAUGUU